Messenger RNA from Rhododendron vialii, 1596 nucleotides. RefSeq lists its product as uncharacterized. The record is from RefSeq and is a predicted model, not a curated record. Bases 1 to 1596 code for a protein of 531 amino acids. Lineage: Eukaryota; Viridiplantae; Streptophyta; Magnoliopsida; Ericales; Ericaceae. The transcript has 9 exons.
AUGGAACCAUCAAAGGUUUCAAACAUGGUGUGGACCCGAGAGCAAGGAGAAGCCAGUGGUCCGAAAAAGCCAACUCUCAAGCAUGGGGGGCAAGAAAGUAAUGCUGAAGCUUCUCCCCAGUCGACUGCCCAACCAAAGGGUUCAGAACAGGAAGACCUGAUCAAAGAUGCUUCCCCAUCUCCACAGAGAUCUACAACAUUUGGCGAAAGUGAUGUUGAAGAUACUACCCAAUCGAUUGUAAAAAUAAUGGAUAAAGAGAAGCAUUUUCAGUCACAACCCAUUAACGUCGAGACAGAUGAACACGAAAACAGUAUCGUGGUUCUUAGAACACCUGACGAUGCCUCAAUAAGGCAUCUGAGACCACUAUAUAUUAAACUGCAUAUGAAUGGCCAGCCUGUCUCAAAAGUGUUGGUCGACAAUGGAGCAGUGGUCAAUAUUUUACCUUUUAGAAUGUUGAAAGUCCUGAACAAAACCAAUGACGAUUUGAUCCCAACAGAAGUUAUAGUCGGCAAUUUCGCUGGGGGAUGUUCUCCUGCUAAGGGGGUCAUAUCUUUGCAACUGCAAAUUGGGACUAGGAGGAUGCAUGCAACGUUUUUUGCUUUGAUCUUUCUGAAGCGGAGGAAGCAGCAAGAAUGGAGAAACCUAUUAGACACAGGAAGUGAAGAGUUAGCUACUGUUAAAGCCACUUUUAAGAGCCCACUGAACAUGAAAGAGUUAGGUUUAGCAGCCUUGAAACCAGCACCGGCUAAGCUAGACGACGAUAGGGCCCAGGUGAAGGAUCCCACGGAAGAGGCACCUAGGAGAAUGAAGGAUGACGUCCUUCCUCAAGUCAAGAAAGAAAUGGAACGUUUAUUUGAGGCAAAGUUCAUUAGACCGGUCAACUAUGCUGAAUGGGUCUCAAAUGUUGUCCCAGUAUUAAAGAAGAAUGGGAAAGUUAGAGUUUGCGUCGAUUUCAGAGAUCUUAAUACCGCAUCACCAAAGGAUGAAUAUCCAAUGCAUGUUGCUGACUUGCUAGUCGAUGCAACGGUAGGUUAUCAAAUGCUGUCCUUCAUGGACGUUUAUAUAGAUGAUGUUGUUGUGAAGUCGAAUUCAGUUGAUGAGCACUUACAUCAUCUUGAACAGACUCUGGAAAGGAUGAGGCGUUACAAUUUAAAAAUCAAUCCCUUAAAAUGUGUGUUUGGUGUUACAGCAGGAAACUUUUUGGGAUUCUUAAUGCAUCAAAAAGGGAUCGAGAUUGAUAAAACUAAGGCUGAUGCUGUUUUGAAAGCACAAGCCCCGACCAAUAAGGAAGAGCUCCAACAGUUCUUGGGAAAGAUUAAUUUCCUUCGAAGGUUCAUUGCCAAUCUAUCUAGAAAAACAAUGGCAUUCUCCCCGUUGUUGAAAUUGAAGUCAGAACAGGAUUUCAGAUGGGAACAAAAGCAUCAGAAAGCUUUUGAUAUUUUAAAACAAUCAUUGAGAAUGGAAUUAGCCGGCCAUCGGAGCCGGAUUCUUUUCCGUGAUGUCGUGCGUUGUCGUGCUCGUCCAAGAACUGAUUUUCCCGGCCGAGAGAUCCUCUUUGCCGAAGUCACAGCUAUAUACUCCUUAGGUAGGGUUUAA